AUGGGUUACACGCACUACUAUGCCAUCCUUGGCUGGGAUACACCUGAAUGGCAAAAGGCCUGGGCCCAACUCAUCGAAGAUGUCCCCAAAAUCAUCAAAGAAGGCCGGGUCCCUCUCAGUGGUCCAACUGAAGAUGAAGAUGAGAUAACAAAAGUGGUCAUAGACUCUGAGAAAGGCAUAAACCUGAACGGGGUUGGAGAAGAUGCCUAUGAGCAAUUCAUACUGUGCAAGCCGGGCCAGUGGACUUUCUGCAAGACUGCCGAAAGGCCGUACGACGUGGUCGUUACAUCUAUCCUUCUCAGAAUUUGGAUGCUGGCACCGAAGAAUAUUGAUCUUAGCUCUGAUGGUGAAUAUGAAGACUGGGCAGAUGCGCGUAGGCUCUGUGCCACCUUGUGGCCUGGGGAGCCUACCGAUAGCAUGUGGGCACAGGGUGAUGAGGGAAAGGACGUCGAGGCCAAAGACUUAAGUGACCAGGUCAAUUAA
This is a messenger RNA of Penicillium psychrosexuale, 483 nucleotides long. RefSeq lists its product as uncharacterized. The coding region runs from base 1 to 483 and encodes 160 amino acids. NCBI's taxonomy places the organism in Eukaryota, Fungi, Ascomycota, Eurotiomycetes, Eurotiales, Aspergillaceae. The record is from RefSeq and is a predicted model, not a curated record. The transcript is spliced from 3 exons.